CCAACUACUAGUCCUGCACUUGUAUUCGUACUCUUCUAUUUUUUUCCUCACGUUUCUCGUUUAUUUUGUCGUGAUCUUGUAGCGGCAAGAACAUUUCAAUCUUUUAACUUCUUUAGAUUUCCAGAACUUCCCUUCUGUCCGAUCUCUCUCUUUCCUUGACUCUCCUGCAAUAAAGAGUUCUCCAAAUCUACAAACCCUCCAAAAUCUCAAAAUCCUUUCACCCUCAAAACUUGCACAAGAUCUACCAAGAAAUCCAAAGAGCUCAAACCUCUCUCCCUCUUGUCUUUGGAACUCCAAAUAUUUGUAUCAAUAACCGAGAGCCGUGUAUAGUUUGUUUUUUUUAAAAAAGUAACUUUUUUGGUGGCUUUGGCUUUAAGAUGCUGCAGCUUUUCUUUACGGUGGCUUUCUCUGCGGUGCCUUUGACUUUGUACAUUCCACCUAUGAGGAGCUUGAAUCUCUUUGUGGAAACCAUGGAAGGACUGUUAAGGGAGUCAAGAGUUUAUACCACGAGACUCUAUCCUCGUGCAAGGCACGCGUGGUCUAGGUUCUUGGAUAUCUUGCUUUGUAAUUUCAGGUUAGGGUAGAAGAGGAUGUUCAUGUACAUUCUUCUUCUUCUUCUUACCUGCUUUAUUUUUACGGUGUUAGAACUGAUGUAGAUUGCAAUAAGUUGCUGUUACUUUAAUUUUAAUUUUGCUGGAUGUGUUUAUGAUUUUGUGCGGGAUUACGAAUCAUAGAGAAAAGCUUGAGGGUUGUUAUAAGGAUGCUAUAUAAAUUAAGAGUAAAUAAAGGAUGGUUUUCUCUCU
Molecule: messenger RNA, 803 nt
Organism: Populus nigra (black poplar)
Lineage: Eukaryota; Viridiplantae; Streptophyta; Magnoliopsida; Malpighiales; Salicaceae
Exons: 1
Coding region: 378-584 (68 amino acids)
Source: RefSeq, a predicted model, not a curated record